CCCGACACGAACUCAACCUCACAACCUAGCACAUAAAGCAAUGAGUGUGCUCAGCUCACUUCUAAAUAUCUUUGCACUAAUUAUUCAACUCCCAUUACUGCUCUUCCACAAACUUGGUAUUGAACAAUACCUGUCAACUUUCCAUCCAAUUUUCAACAAGCCCGACAACAUUUCAACUUCUUCGAGCUUCAGUUUCUACUCAAAUAGUAACCCCUCAUCCACUUCUGUUAUAAAUGACGAAACAGAUCCCCUAGAAAAGCUUCAACAAAAAAUAAUAACCGCAAUAGAUAUUGUUGACAUCGUACAUGCCCAUGGUUACAAAGUACAUGAACACAUUGUACAAACCAAAGAUGGUUACCUCCUUUCCAUUCAUAGAAUCCUUCCACCAUCGGGAGAUAUACCUCAAAGUUCCAAAAUAGUUUACAUGCAUCACGGUUUGCUAACCAACAGUGAGCUAUUUCUACUUGGAGAAAACACUAAUAGAUGUUUACCGUUUCUAUUGGUUAACUUAGGAUAUGACGUUUGGUUAGGAAAUAAUAGAGGAAAUAAAUAUUCUAGAAAGCACCUUAUACUCUCUUCAACUGAUGAAAAGUUUUGGGAUUAUUCUUUAGACGAGUUUGCAAUGUUUGACAUUCCAAACACAAUAGACUACAUCCUACAAAUAACAAAACAACAAAACCUGACCUACAUAGGCUUCAGUCAAGGUUCAGCACAAUGUUUGGCAGCACUUUCACUUAAUCAUGAUCUUAACGAAAAAAUAAACCUUUUCAUAGGCCUUUCCCCAGCUAUGAUACCGCAUGGAUUGAAUAACCCAAUCUGUUCAUUCCUAGUCAGUUCAGCCCCUGCCCUAAUGUAUAGAAUUUUUGGAAAAAGGGCUAUUCUACCUUCAGUUGUUUUCUGGCAAAAAUUAAUGGGUCCAAAAUUCUAUCAAGAGGUUGUUGAUAAAUCUUUAGUUUUCUUGUUCAAUUGGAAAUCUGGAAAUAUUCACCCUUCUCAGAAAAAGGUAGGAUAUCCACAUAUGUUUUCACCGUCUUCAGUGAAAUCUGUUGUACACUGGUUUCAAAUAAUUGACAGCAAAAGAUUUCAAAUGUUUGACGAAGGUGGUGCUUCAGGCUCAAAAUUGGUUUACCUGAGUGGUGCAAGUACAAAAACUAACAGAGUAGCGUCAUUUCCAACCCAAACAAUAACAACACCGUGCUACUUAAUCUACGGAGAAUCUGACAUGCUAAUAGAUAUAGAAAAAACUGUACAAAAUUUAAGCUGCGAUGUAGAAACUCUUGGCUUGAAAGGUUAUGAACACAUGGAUACUCUUUGGUCAACCAAUGUUGAAGAGGCUGUAUUCAACAAAAUCAUAAACAAAUUAAAACAGAUAGAUACCAAAACAGCAUAAAAGAAUCUUUUAUUUUUCAAAAGAAUACCUCCUAUCAGUAUUGCAUGUAACACAUAUUUUUCAAAAAAAACCAAUUACCCGUGUUUCUAAAAUUCUGCAUAUUCCUGCUAUUUUUUAAAAACUCUUUACUAUUACUUCUUAAACUGAGAAAGAAAUAGUUUGUUUUCCUUUAUAUAAAACUAUUGUAAACUAACUUUAAUCUAUACAAAC
Molecule: messenger RNA, 1600 nt
Organism: Pichia membranifaciens NRRL Y-2026
Lineage: Eukaryota; Fungi; Ascomycota; Pichiomycetes; Pichiales; Pichiaceae
Exons: 1
Coding region: 41-1390 (449 amino acids)
Molecular function (GO): hydrolase activity, acting on ester bonds
Source: RefSeq, a predicted model, not a curated record